AUGGCAGUUCCCCGCGUCAACCUCCUCUUCAUCUCCAUCUUCUUCUUCAUCCUUUCACUGUCUUACAAGGGCCGGGCCGGGUUCAUUGGCCCCAGCCCAUGCCCGGAUCUAAUCUUCCUCCUUGCUGGCCAGAGCAACAUGGCCGGCCGAGGAGGCGUCGCGAAAAACGGUCCGUGGGACGGAAUCGUCCCACCGGAAUCCCAACCGACGCCAUCGGUCCUCCGCCUCAACGUGGACCUGCAAUGGGAGGUGGCCACCGAGCCCCUUCACCGCGAUAUUGACAACAUUACCCUCCCCAGCCAGCACGGAAUAGGCCCAGGCCUCCCAUUCGCCACCACCCUCGUUAACGAACUCGGGCAGCUGGUGACCGUUGGCCUCGUCCCGGCUGCCUUCAGUGGCUCCACCAUCGGCCAGUGGCAGCGCGGCCAGUGGCUCUACAGCCGUCUCGUGGAGCGGGCAACAGCAGCGACGGCCUUUGGGAGCCCCAUCACGGCCUUGCUGUGGUUCCAGGGAGAGAGCGACACGGUGGCUAUUACGUCAGCCAUUCCAGGAAAGAGCAAUGCAUCGGAUGUAGAGGUUGUGCGCGGGAUUCAGUUUGGGCUGCAGCUGACGAACCUGAAGACGGUGGACAGCAUGGGGUUGGCGAUUGGGCCGGAUACCGUACACCUGACCACGGCGGCCCAAGUCCUGCUGGGACGGAUGCUCAAGGAGGCUUACAUGCUGAUGUGA
Messenger RNA from Striga asiatica, 729 nucleotides. The record is from the annotation of a GenBank genome assembly. NCBI's taxonomy places the organism in Eukaryota, Viridiplantae, Streptophyta, Magnoliopsida, Lamiales, Orobanchaceae.